This is a messenger RNA of Nerophis lumbriciformis (worm pipefish), 738 nucleotides long. RefSeq lists its product as uncharacterized. NCBI's taxonomy places the organism in Eukaryota, Metazoa, Chordata, Actinopteri, Syngnathiformes, Syngnathidae. The record is from RefSeq and is a predicted model, not a curated record.
AUGGCGUCUUCGAAUGGCAGAGGCGACCGAACGUGUAAAUUCGAGACCUUAAAGCUGUUGGAGAAGUGCAGGAAGGAACGGGACGAUGCCGUGCACAGGGAAAGCGUCCUCAGGGAGAAGCUGAGGCAAUACGAGUCCAGGACGCGCUCCACCGAGGCCCUCAAGCAGAAACUGAAGACCUUGACCGUAGACCACAAGGAGCUGAGGAAGCAAACGAAGGCUCUUCGCACGGAGCUCGGCCUGGAGUGCAGCCCCGGGUUCCACGGCAAGACUACCAAGGACAUCAUCGACGACUUGCGCGACAAGGAGCGAGAGUGCGGCUCCCUGGUGGAAAAGACCGCGAAGCUCAGCCUGACCGUUGACGAGCUGACGUCCGAGUUGGCCAACGCGGUCACCUCCAAGACGCUUCUGGAGGAGCAGGUGCAGUCGCUGCAGCGCAACCUCAAAGACAUGACCAACAACCAGCGGCGUCUGUUGAAACUGUGGGAGGACAAGAAGACCCAGCGGGAGCACAAGGCCCUGCCCGCCAUCGCUCUCAAAACAGGACAGAAACCGACCGUCCAAAAAGCCAUUCAGACAGACAUGUCCAUCAGCUCAACACAAAAGCUUCCAGCCAAUGCGUUUGAGUCCAAGUCCGUUACCAAUGACCAAAAGACGGCUGUGGAUUUUUAUGGGAUGGGCUAUCAUUAUGACAAGAAGUCUUUCAUGCAUGAUACAAUUCAAGGGAUUCAGAACUGA